AUGGCCGGUUCAUCUGACACUACAUCGUUUGCUGAUAAUUCUGCCUCCGUUAUGAUGUUGAAUUUAAAUCCACGUCAAAAUAUUACCCUUGAUCUCGAAUCGUCUCGAUACACUAAAUCCCUAAGGCUAAUGAUUGAGUGUCUGCCUUUCUCGCCACUAGCUUCAACCUUGACCAUGGCGGAAUUUGUUCCCUUGGUUCAUAUUUCCAAGGCGUAUUCGUUUGCAAACUAUAGUCAGGCUGAUGGAGUUAUCACAUUCGAGGUUGCUUCACACAAGACUUCGAUUUCAAAAGCUCGUUUCUACAGAUGCUUAGGGUUUACUGCUACAGAAGGGCUUGUUCAUCCAGAAUCAAUUUCUUCAUCUACACUCAUCGAGAUGUUCUACCAAAUGGGAUAUAUUAGGGAUAUCUCUCUUUUUUCAAAGUUCAGCAGGACCUAUCCACCUUCUACAUAG
Molecule: messenger RNA, 453 nt
Organism: Lactuca saligna
Lineage: Eukaryota; Viridiplantae; Streptophyta; Magnoliopsida; Asterales; Asteraceae
Source: the annotation of a GenBank genome assembly